Strongylocentrotus purpuratus (purple sea urchin) is the source of this 3725-nucleotide messenger RNA. RefSeq names its product serine-rich adhesin for platelets-like. The transcript has 5 exons. Lineage: Eukaryota; Metazoa; Echinodermata; Echinoidea; Camarodonta; Strongylocentrotidae. Bases 303 to 3599 code for a protein of 1098 amino acids. The record is from RefSeq and is a predicted model, not a curated record.
AUACUAGCAUUAGGGCUAUAAAGGCUUUUUUAGAGCACAGUGCUUGUUGAUUUGUACAUGUGGUUCCAAAGCGUGAAGUUAGUGCUUCUCUCUCUCCGGCAGGGACUCUCAUGAUACACAAAGGUCUGUGCUCGAUCAGCGUUCACAGGAGGUUUUUAAAUCUGGAAUAUAUCUAUCAUCAUAGACCUUUUACUGUGGAUAUAUUGCUAUAAUUUUUGUAGUUACCAAUCAUCCCCAAAUUUGAGGAGGACAAAGCAGCAUCGCCAGGUAGCAACCAAGAGGGCGCCAGCACAUCUGCAAUCAUGGAGGGAGCCGCUGCCGAGCCGGAAGUAUACACCAACGGGACCGACACCCUGGACGUCGCGGAGCACGACGACAUCUUCGACGUAAACGGGAGCGCGGAGAUCACGCAGACGGACGAUGAGUUUGAGAACAACGAGCGGAUGAUGGAAGAAGAGGAUGCAAUUACAAAGAAAGAAUUUGCCGAGGUGGAAGAUAUUUUUCAGAACGACAAUCAUGUGAUUGACACCAAUGUUAUUGAAAAUGAAAAGGUGAGCAAAGCGAAAGAAGAAGUGGAAGAUAUUUUUGGAGAUGACCUCCACGUUGAAGAGGAGGAGGAGGAGGAGGAGGAGGAGGAGCACGAUUAUGAACCUAUAUUUACGGCAGACGCAAGAGAAGAAGAACCUGUCAUAAAAAUCACAGAUGUAGAUGCAGAGAGGUCAAAUCCUGAGGUCACCUUGGAACCUGAGGGGACUUUGGACAAUGAGGCGGAUACGUCUGAGCUGGAUUUACCCUUUCCUGAUAUGCCCAGGAAAAGUGAUAUUUCCCUCAACUGGGAGGAAGUAGUGGAGGAGGAGCAGAAGAAGAAGCAGGACUCGGCUCCCACCCCACCACCCACAGACAUUGAUGCCCCUUCUUCCCUUGCUGCAGGGCAGGAAGAAGAAAUAGACGAGGGUGAAGUGGCCAAAUUCGUCGAGAAGAUCUUGAUCAGUUCAAUGAAUGAAGUGUCUAGCCAAGCGGAGGAGCAGGAAAGUGAAAGUCAAAUUGAAAAUGUUGUGGAGGUUCAAGUGAGUGAGCCCGCAUUCGAAGCCCCUGAGACAACAGUUGAGUCAGACAAUGUUCUGUCCCUGGAGAUGGGGCCGGAGAAGGUUGAUGUUGUUGUCGAUGAGCCAGCUGAAAAAGAGGACUACUCAGUCAGCAUCAAAGCUCCGGCCAGUGAACAUGCUGACAUCAAUGGACUUGCAAAAGAUCAUAAUGGUGACGAUAGAGAAGUAGGAAUCCACACUGCUGUUCCUGUGGGUGUAGUGGAGGUAGCAGCGGAAGUGGAGGAUGUCGUUAAAGACAGUCAAGCAACAGAUAAUACGGACAGUCCAGCUGCAAGUUUUAAGGACACUCAAGGUGCAGAUUUUAAGUACAGUCCUGCUGUAGAGGCAUCAGCAACAUUUGAUAAGACUGAAGAGCCCAGGAAAACACCCGACUACAAUAUUUCUGUAGAGAGCAAACCAGAGGUCGAUGUCACCAAGAGCAUGGAGUCGAGCGAGGGUCGACAACGCAAGAUGUCUGUUCCCAGACCAAGGGAUGUCAGGAAAGACCUCUCACAAGCCCGUCCAAGCUUCUUUGGCUCCAACACUUCAGGUCCAAAGCCCUUCAUGUCCAAUACCCUACCUAGGGUGAGUGUCCUUCCAAAGAUCAGCACAUCAUACCAACGCAAGUCACCCACAUCACCCAUGUCUCUAUCUGGAGAUUACUCCAGCUUUAACAAGGGUGCAGAAGAGCUUCCUACAGUGGCUGGACCAGAUUUGAGUAAGGACGACAGUCCAGUCAUCAAUGAACUGGGUACCAUUGAGCUUCCUCUUAUUGAAACACUGUCCAAACCAUCAUCGCCGAAAGCAGCAACUGCGUCAAUAGACAUGGUAGAUCAUGACUAUGUUGUCCCAUCGGAGGAGACCAAGGUAGAGUCUGGUCCCAUGGCACCUGUCUAUGCUCACAAAGGUGUCGGAAAAGAUCCUAUCGUCUUGGAUGGCACAACUCCUGAAGAAAUCGAAUCCAUGUUUGCCAAAGACCCAGAGGAGGAGGAGCCCAAAAAGAAGAGCAUGGGGAAGGACGAUGUCCUGGCAUCAACACGAGUAAGGAAGGUCUCCAGACAAACAUGGAAGGGCCAAGUUGAGUUCCAGAAGUCAGUGGACAAGUCUUCCGUUGUCCUUGAUCAGUCGCAGGCUGCCAGCUUAAAGAGAUAUGAGGAACGAAAGAAGAAUAGAUUUGAUACUUUUUCAGGAAAGUACAGAGCUCGUGAGGACUCUACGUCAGAGGCUGAAUCUGAAGGAAGCCAGUCAUCGCAGAGUGGACCCAAAAUGCCAGAUGUUGUCCAGUCGGGAGGAAAGAUCUCUAGUCAUGCCCAUCCAGAUUCAGAAAUAGUAGCGCCCAAGCUGAACAUGAAAUCUGUUCGCUCUCUCUGGGAGCAGAAGGCUGCUGAAGUAGAGCAACGCAGACGUUCCCUACAGACCAAGAGUCGGCCAGUGUCCCAAGGAGAGAGGGCUAGACCAUCCCACUCAAAGGGUAUCAACAAGUCUGUUGAUGGCCUAGACAACCUAGAUGACAGCAUUGAAGGCAGCACAACUUACUCCUACGAUGGAACAUCCGAUGAUGGUUCUACCAAGAGGGAAAGUUUGAUCGAGAGGGACAUUCGCCUACAGAAAGAACGUACCCUGGAGAUUUCAAAAGAAAGGGAUCGUCUGCGAUCGGAAUCCACCUCCUCAAGAGAUGAGAGUCAGCAGUCGGAGACGUCAGAGAGUCAGGAUGACCAGCUUGUGGACAUUGUCCGCGAUACCGAGCUGAGAAGAGACUCGGACGAUGGGAGAUCGUCACCAAGUCAGAGCAGUGGGUAUACGUCGGGUCGUUCCACACCGUCGACCCCCGCUGGGGAUGACAUCCUGAAGGUCAAGACUGGAAAGUCCUUGGGAAAGACACCCGAGCUGAAGAUGUCGCUGUCACCCACUGACCCAGAGGCCAGCUCGAUCAACUACAAGGAGUACCAGAAGGCACUCAAGGGAUCCAAGGCUGAUGGGAAGUUCUCCAAAAGCGCUACCUUCCCAAGAAGAAUGGAAAACUAUGACAAACAGGCCGAGUCUUCAGGUGUCUCGCCGACAAACAGCGUAGGAGACGUCCCUGAUGUGAUCAUGGUGGACGGUAACAAGACGACCUCACCGACGGGAGACAAACCCAGGAAGGCCAGCAUCGUCCAGCAGGGAAUCAAACUCUCACAGAAUCUGGAGAAGAAGAAGAUUGUAAAACUAGAGAAGAAACCAAGACGCUCGUUGAUGGAGCUGGAGAUUGCAGCUCAGCGUGAGAAGGAGGAGGCGUUCCGCAAAGAGCAAAAAACCCGGAAGAUGAGCACUUCCAAGUCCGUCGGCGACGAGGCCCAGCCCGACUCCUCCCCCGCGUCAUCGACCACCUCUUCGCCCAAUUCGUCGCCCAGGAAAACUUCAACAUCAGUAUCAGGUUCCUCAGCCAAGCAGGUUUAUAAGGAUCUGAAUUACGCUCCCCAUACGAACAAGAAGAAGCUGGCCCUCGCUGGGCAUUGGGAACACAAGUGGAAGUGAAUUAUUCUGCGCAUCGUUAUGUCACUGUAACAGUAACGCUACACGAGGGGGCUAUUCGUGCUAUAUCACUUCAAAUGUGUGCUCCACCCGCUUGUGAGAGGCAUUAGCUGUCCUUUAAAAAAAAAA